ACGACCUACAAAUGCGGCGAUCUUACUUGUAACGGAGUACAGCCAACACACACCUUUCCUUUCAUCUCAUAUCAUAUAUCAUUUCAUUUAAUUCAUUCUGUAAUAAUAAUUAUUAUGUCAUAUCAUAUUUUGUAAAAUCUUAGGAGUAUUUCAUAUUUUUUUCUCUCCCUUCCAAAUUCCUAAAUUUGGUCUUCGCCAUUUUCAAUUAGUACGUGAUUCCGCUGUUUUUCAGGGAUUUAUUUUCAGAACUUGUUAAUUAAUCAGUUUUGUUGCGGAGUAGAGGGAUAUGGGAGAGCAUUUGGUGUUGCAUGUAGAACGAUUGGUGAACCCUAGAAAUGCGCAAGAAUCAGAGGUUGCGUCUUCUUCGUCCUCGUGGAAUUCCGCGUUGGAGAAAAAAAGAGAAGGAAAUGAAGAUGAGCCAAUAGAGGGAGGUGAAGAUGAACCACUUAUUCAAAUUGCUGAAUGUCGAAUUUGCCAGGAAGAAGAGAGUGUUUCUGGCUUGGAAGUUCCCUGUGGUUGUAGUGGCAGCGUAAAGUAUGCACACAGAAAAUGUGUUCAACGUUGGUGCAAUGAGAAAGGAGACGUAACAUGUGAAAUAUGUCACCAGCCUUACCAAGGUGGUUACACUGCUCCUCCACCACCACCACCUUCUGAAGACACUGCAAUUGAUAUUGGUGGAGGCUGGACGAUUUCAGGCACUCCUUUGGACUUGCAUGAUCCUCGUCUUCUGGCCAUUGCUGAGGCAGAGCGACAAUUUCUGGAAGCUGAAUAUGAAGACUAUGCUGCAAGUAGUGCUAGUGGAGCUGCAUUUUGUCGUUCAGCAGCAUUGAUUAUGAUGGCACUUCUGCUCUUAAGGCAUGCAUGGACUGUACCAGAUUCUGAUGGUGAAGAUGAUAUGUCAGCCUUUUUCUCGCUUUUCUUACUCAGGGCAGCUGGAUUUCUUUUGCCAUGUUAUAUUAUGGCUUGGGCUAUCAGUAUUUUGCAGCGUAGGAGGCAACGCCAGGAGGCUGCAGCUUUGGCAGCUACCCAAGUUGCUUUUGUUCUUCAAUCAGGGCAGCGUAGGGGUUUACAAUUUAUGAUAGCUCCGCACUCUCCUACAUCUGCCGCCCAAGAAGCUGUUUGAUGCUCUGCUAUGACAAUACCUGCCAUCUUUGAAAGAAAACAGUGAUUGCACCACCUAGCAGUCUUGUUUAUUGCUUAAUUUUUCAAAACUUCAAUUCCACCCUUGUGAUUAUCUGCCAGUCGACGAAGUCCAGAAGCCCGAUAUUCUUUGCAAGAGCGUUUGUGGUUAACCUUCCGCUGCUGUAUAAAAAGGUCUUGAGCCGCUAAAGAAAUUCGUGCCUUCUGUGUUCUAUGCUUUUCAGACUCCAGCCCUUUAUUUUAUCGAGCAACGUCAUUUGCAAAGUCACAACUCACAACAAACACAACCAUAUGAAUAAUGUCGUUUUUGACUUGGACUAGGUAAAUUAGUAGGUAAAAAGUUUUUCAUGUAUAGAUUGAAAGACAUGUAAUAGCUCCAUCCUAAUAGUUUUGCUACAUUUACCAAUUGUGUUUGUCUCAAGGUAUUUGCUGUAAUUUUGUAUUUGGACGUGGGUUUAUACUUUAUAUUAUCAAAGAUCAUUUCAUCCAUAAACUCUUUAUCUUUUUCUUAACUUGAUUCGGUUGUUUAUUCUCGUCUUUUUCUUCCAUUUAUAAUUGAAUAGCCAUCUUGUCUUAUUCUUGUUCAACUGAAUUGCAAGUGAUCCAACUGGUUUGAUUGCAGUAUUUGCCUUCCAUCAAAUAAUAUUAACAAUGGCAUGUUGGGAAGUAUGAUUAGCCUUGCCACUUUCACUUCUUUGCUUUGUAUUGCUAUUUAUUUUACCUAUGGUGUGUUCUGGGACAUGUUUACAUGCAGGUCAUCCUCGAGCCGGCCGCAAUCUCUUUAUAUAAGGUACGUGUAUCCUAAUUCAAUCAUCCUCCUCAAAUCUUGUUCGUAGCUUUUAUAAAUGGGACAUACUGUGUAUGUUGAUAAUGAUGAUGAUGAUGUUAGGAAAUAUGAUUAUAUAUACAACAUACAGAGAAUAGCUUUUUGGAAACAUUAUAUUAAGUGUGUUAGAAUUGAUUCUUAACAAAGGGUAAAUGUUUAAAAUUACAUAUUCUGAAUUAACAUUUCAGUUAUGGUUUAGUUUUGGUACCUCCAAAAUGGACCAAAUUAUGACAAGCUAAAGCUAAAGUUGGCACUGAAUAUAUUCUUACCUGAUUUCCAUGGAUAAUAAACUUUUGUAAAAGCCAGGGAUCAACCUACUUUCGCAACAAUUAACCUAAUUAAUUCCUUAAUGUUACCGUCAACACUGUAACGUGAUUAACAAACAAUCUUUUUGCAUAUUUAACUUACUAACCCCUUCAAGAAGUUAGAAAGCCUCGGGUACA
This is a messenger RNA of Amaranthus tricolor (Joseph's coat), 2409 nucleotides long. RefSeq lists its product as uncharacterized. Gene Ontology annotation, cellular component: membrane. The record is from RefSeq and is a predicted model, not a curated record. Gene Ontology annotation, biological process: protein ubiquitination. Gene Ontology annotation, molecular function: ubiquitin-protein transferase activity; zinc ion binding. The coding region runs from base 287 to 1123 and encodes 278 amino acids. The transcript is spliced from 8 exons. NCBI's taxonomy places the organism in Eukaryota, Viridiplantae, Streptophyta, Magnoliopsida, Caryophyllales, Amaranthaceae.